CAAAGUGGAAAUUCCUGUGCUUUGCUUAAUCUAACUACAGUCGAGCUUUGGGGUUCAGCAUGUUGUGAAGAUGGUGCCAUGAGCAGUUGCUGUGCGGUGUAACCCAUGUGCGCUGAACAAUCAUUAAUAUUGUGCAACUUCCAGAUGGGUCACUUCUUCAGGGUAUUUGGAGACAUCUCCCAGACCUUCCUCCCGUAAUGGAGUAGAACUAAGCAGGCUGCAGUUACUGGCUGUCAGUCUCAAGAAGAUGAGGACGAGCUGGCUAAUUAAAUAUACACUGUUCUCAUUCUGCUACAUCUUCUGGGUAGCAGGUGGGCUGAUGAUAGCUGUGGGGAUCUACUCCAAAACAGCAGUGGAAGGAGGUGCUGUGGAUUCACUAACAGCGGAUCCUGCACUAAUACUGAUUAUUGUUGGAUGCUUAAUAUUCUGUAUCACUUUCCUGGGCUGCGCUGGAGCACUGCGUGACAUUCAGAUUCUGCUGAAAAUAUUCCUGUGGACUCUCCUGCUCAUUCUGCUGCUUCAAGUAACAGGUGCUAUACUUGGCUUCAUAUUCUCUGAAAAGGUGGAAAGAAAAGCUGUGGCAUUACUGGAGAAAGGAAUGAUCAGAUACAGGGAUGACCUUGACCUGCAAAAUCUCAUUGAUUACAUCCAGAAAAAGUUCAAAUGUUGCGGAGUGUCAAGUUACAAAGAUUGGUCCAAAAAUGUGUACUUCAGCUGUGCAGAAACCAACCCCAGCCUUGAACACUGCAGUGUGCCAUUUUCCUGCUGUGUCAUGGCUACUGGAGAGGUGCUGAACACCAUGUGUGGGUACGAGACUCAGCUGCUCAAACCCUGGACAGCCCGGAAACAGAUCUACACCAAUGGAUGUUUGGACACCAUUGUUAAAUGGGGACAUCAGAAUCUGUUUCUGAUUGGCGGCGUAGGCCUUGGCCUGCUUCUCCUCGAGAUUUUGAUGAUCUCAUUGACAGCUAUCUUGCUCAGACAAAUCCACUUCAUCAAGAAGAAAAUCAUCCGAAGGAGCACUAUGCAUUAGACCCCACUCGCAGAAAAUGCCCAUCUCCUCUUGUGACGGCAUCUGAACAGAAAGCAGCACAUCUCCUUCUGAUGCACUGAACCCUCACCACAUCUUACAGAUAUGGACUUCAAAACCGGAGAGAAUCUAACUGGACUGCAUGGAAUCACUUGUAUAUCGCCACCACUGUGAUAUUUCUUAUUGGAGUUGAUUACUAGGGAAACAUUUUGCAUUUGCUAAUUAGUACUCAUCAGCUUCAGAAGGCUUUGAGUUAUGCUGGAACAUCAUUCUGGGGAUGGCCUUCAGUUACUUCCUCAAAUGGCUGUUCUUAGCUGAAUUGCCCUGGAAGGUCUGACCAUGUGGGCGGGGCAGCAGAGUUCAGACGACUGGGGGUAUCACACCCACCAACAACUCCCCAGGAGGGGAUCCAAGAUCAGGAGCUAAGGUGGAUUUCCCUCAGUACCAAGGUCACUUGUUUCACCUGUCUUCCUGUCAGCCGUAAACAGCAUAUUAAACCUGGGUGCUUGCCAGGUUCCUGGGCCUGGUGAAUAAAGAGAAACUCAACUCAUUUU
Molecule: messenger RNA, 1584 nt
Organism: Pristis pectinata (smalltooth sawfish)
Lineage: Eukaryota; Metazoa; Chordata; Chondrichthyes; Rhinopristiformes; Pristidae
Exons: 8
Coding region: 248-1033 (261 amino acids)
Cellular component (GO): membrane
Source: RefSeq, a predicted model, not a curated record